AUGCCCUGCCGUGACAAGUCACCCUCCUACCGCUGCCAACAUGUAGAUGCAGGACUCCUCACCAACACGCACCUGGACCAAGAUGCCCCCGGCCUCGCGGCCAACGCACACCAACAACGGCCUCCUCCGGCCGGCAUGCAGCCACAAACAGACGGGGAGCCGGCCAGCAAGCUCGCCAGAGAACCAGUCGCCUGGCGAGACUUGCCGCGGAGGAGGCAGCUCAUCAUCAUCACGCUGGCUCGCAUGAGUGAGCCUCUGGUCCAGACAUCCCUGCAGUCAUACAUGUACUACCAGCUGAAGUGGUUCAGCCCCGAGUCCCCCGACGCCCUCAUAUCCAGGCAGGCAGGCAUCCUGCACGCCUCCUUCAUGGCGGCGCAGUUCCUGACGGCCAUGGCAUGGGGCCGCGUCGCCGACUCCCCCCGCGCCGGCCGCAAGACGGUCCUGCUCAUCGGCCUGCUGGGCACGAGCCUGUCCUGCCUGGGCUUCGGCUUCUCCACGAGCUUCCGCCAGGCGCUGGUCUUUCGCACCCUGGGCGGCAGCACCAACGGGAAUAUCGGCGUCAUGAGAACAAUGAUCUCGGAAAUCAUCCGUGAAAAGAGGUUCCAAGCCCGUGCAUUCCUCCUCCUCCCCAUGACGUUCAACAUUGGCGUCAUCGUCGGUCCCAUGCUGGGUGGCAUCCUGUCCGACCCGGCGGGCACGUAUCCCCGUCUGUUCGGCCACGUCCGCUUCUUUGUCGACUUCCCCUACGCGGCGCCCAACAUUGUCAGCUGCGUGUUUCUCCUGCUCGCCGCGGCAGCAGUGUGGCUGGGCCUCGAGGAGACGCUCGACUCGCUGCGGGACGCGCCGCCGGACCUGGGAACCCGCGCGGGCUCGCGCCUCGCCGGUCUCCUGCGCAGCGUGUUCCGCCGCGGCCACGCAGAGGCGGGAUACGUGCCGAUUCCGUCGGAUGCGCUGGAGCUCGCGACCGAUGGCGGCGGUGGUGAUGGCAGCGCGCAGGGAAAGCUGCCGGCGAGGCGGUACACACGCCGGUUGCCGUUUCGCCGGAUAUUCACGCGGAAUGUCGCCUUGACGCUGUUUGCCCAGUUCUUCCUCACGUUCCACAUCGGCACCUUCAACUCGCUUUGGUUUGUCUUCCUCUCGACGCCCGUGUUUGAUCCGUCUGCUUCGGACCACGGCGUCCGGUUGCCCUUUCGUUUCACCGGCGGUAUAGGCAUGCAUCCGCAGGCCGUUGGUGUGGCCAUGGCCAUCCUGGGCGUCAUUGGCAUCGCUUUGCAACUCUUUUUCUACCCUCGCAUGUCGGAGCGGCUGGGCACGCUCAUGUCUUGGCGUGUGUUCCUCCUCUUGUUCCCGAUGGCUUACUUCCUUGUCCCGUACUUGUCCGUUGUUCCGAGUACUUCUGGGCCGCCGCACAGCAAGACCGGAGCCGCAAUUUGGCUAUCCAUUUGUGGGGUGCUCUUUAUACAAGUCAUGGGUAGGACGUUUGCUUUGCCAAGUCAGGCCAUUCUGAUUAAUAACUGCUCGCCGCACCCAAGCGUGCUGGGGACUGUACAUGGCCUAGGACAGAGCGUCAGUAGUUUUGCGAGAACCGUCGGACCCAUCAUUGGCGGCGUCGUCUAUGGGUUUGGCUUGAGCAGGGGCUAUGUCGGGUUGGUGUUUUGGCUGUUGAGCUGCGUGGCCAUCUGUGCAUGUUUAGCAAGCUUGCUAGUGAAAGAGGGGGAUGGGCAUGAGAUUUGGCUAGAGGGAGACGAGGAGGAGCCAAAUAAUGAGACCGGUAGAUACUAA
Metarhizium robertsii ARSEF 23 is the source of this 1782-nucleotide messenger RNA. RefSeq names its product Major facilitator superfamily transporter. Gene Ontology annotation, biological process: transmembrane transport. The transcript has 3 exons. Gene Ontology annotation, molecular function: transmembrane transporter activity. Lineage: Eukaryota; Fungi; Ascomycota; Sordariomycetes; Hypocreales; Clavicipitaceae. The record is from RefSeq and is a predicted model, not a curated record. The coding region runs from base 1 to 1782 and encodes 593 amino acids.